GUUGCGUGUUGCGUGCAAGACCUACGUGACCAUGAUGUACUCAACCGCAGUGAUCGGUGGCGCGGCUGUGACCAGUAACGUUUGGGCGUCUACCGCUUUUGUGCUUCCUUCAGCCUCGCCUUUCGUUGGGCCCAGGACUGAUGUAUAUUGUGAGGGGUCAACACGAACCGUUGGCAACCGCAACUCUGCCUGCGGUCCGAUGAUGGCGCUCAAGGGCUUGGCUAGAAAGGCAAAGGAGGCGCAAGUUUCGAAGGACAUGGACGAGCUGCGUUCGGCCGAACCCGACAGCCCGGUGUUUCAGCUGUUGGAAAAGGCGGAGGCGGGGAAAGGAGCAGGGGACGGGCCAGAGUACCCCCUGUCUGAUGUGCUUCGAAAGAACAAGGGGACCCUCUCGGUGGUGGCGGAGUACAGAAAGAUCCUCAAAUCUGGUUUCAUCGACGGAAUCUUAGCGCCGGAGCUUCUGUGCCCCCUACUGCGCAACGGAGGCGCUGCCUGCAUCGCCGUCGCCACUGAACCCCUGACCGGUGGUUGCUCGGAUGCCGACGUGAAGACGGUGGUGGAGGAGCAGGAAAACAGCCGGGGAGACUUCCCGGGCCCCAUGCCCGUGAUCAUCAGGGAUCUUGUAAUCUCCGAGUUCGAGAUUGCUCGCGCCAAAGCAGCGGGGGCAGCGGGGGUAACGGUGGUGCUCGCUCUCGUUGGCCCCGAACGCGCGGCGGAGCUAGCUGCGUUUGCCAAGAAGCUAGGCAUGGAAGCGGUGAUCCAGGCCACCAGCCAGGAGGAGAUCGAGCAGGCGGUGACCUCGGAGGACAUCUCGAUCAUCUCCAUAGUGGGAAAGACGGUGGAUGAGGCGGUGGAACUGCGGCAGUACAUUCCCGAUAGGGUGGUGUCUGUGGCACACGUGGACAGAAGAUCAGAUGAGGGCCUGGAUGAGAUAGAAGACUGCUGGCAGCUCAGGGACGCCGGCUACCACACAAUAUGGGCCUCUGAGGUGUUGUACAAGGGGGGAAUGAUGCAAGCGGAAUCUGCCGAGGCCAUCCUGAAGGCAAUUAGAGCGAAGGCCAGCGUAAAGUACGGCCGUGCAAGAGGCAUGUCUGGGAAGGGGGAGGGGGCGAAGGAGUACCUGGGCUACUUGGCUCAAUAAUAGCAGAGCCUCACAAAGGCAGGAGAGGAGGGCAUGGACAGCUUCCAGGAAGAUCGGGGACAAUAAGGGGUCGCCUUCUGGGUUUUGUCGAGGCUGCAGAGGCAUGCUCGGAAUGAAGGAGGGGCGCAAGUCGUUUGUUGCCUCUUGUUUCGGUAGCCAGGGUGGCAGGGGUCGACCGGUGGUUUGGCAUGUCAAAGGGGUCACGAACUGCUAAUCGCACACAGGGAUGACGGGCACUUGAGAAUCAUGCAUGGGUUUUGUAUUCGGUUCAAUAUUGCUGCCUUUCCGAUGGUUUCCCCCCCGUGGUCCGAAUUGAGUGUCGUUCGUUCCGAGUACUUUUUGGCCUAUUGGGUUGGAAUCUAUUUAGCACACGAUCGAAUCGUCGAGCUCAUCUGUUGCCGGUUUUAAGCUCACUGACUUUUGACUCACAGGACAAGAAUAUCAUGGAGGGUUGUAGAGUGCAGUUCACCAGGUCGCUGUUUUGAACCAAGAUUUGCUUGUCGAAACCCGCAACAGCCCAACUCUUUCUUGUCUUUGGUUGGGCCAACUCGAGAGUGAGUUUGUCGUUUUAAUUUUUCCCCACUUGUUCUGGCGAAUGGGGUGGUUGAUCGUUUGGGCAGUUCGGCAGUUGGCGCACGAUUUCCACCGUCGAUUUCUAGCGAGCGAGAUCAGCCCGGAAAAAAGGCAGAACUCUUCGAACCGAAUGAACGCGGGUAGGUUGAGAGGGUUAAUUCUCGACAAGAUAUUUGCCUGCCGUUUGUAUUUGCUCAGAGCUGUGUGGCACUGUCUAGAGUGCUGAAUAGAUACACUCGUUGGCAAAGAGCCCGCUUUCAGCACUGAUUUCAUGCACUGCAGAAGAAUUCGUCUAACGGCAGCCGGAUCGGCCCCCUAGGAUAGUCUAGACUACUACAUGAGCAAGACGAGGUUCUUGUCGGUGAAUGUCGACCCUAGCGACAAACGAUCUCCUGUCUGUGCCCGGUGGUCCCACCCGAACUACAAGAUCAACACCGAAGCUAACUUUCUCUUCACCACCGGCCUAGGGUCGGAUUGUCCUGAGACGUACGGUAGUACCUUUGAUCAUUCGGCAUGUCAAACACGAUGCCCCCAUUCGCCGGGGAUUGAAAGGGCAGGGGGAUUCACGUCCCUUGCAACAUGUGUACAUUUUGUUUCCGUCCUAUUUUAUGGCGACAGUCCCCCCAUUUUUCGUGGUGAGACGUGUACUACACUUUUCAAUGUACGUAGAGUACUACACUUUUCAGUGUAUCUUUUCGGACAACUACCACCAUCCAGGGUCACACAGGAGCGAGGGCUGUUGUCUUCUUUUUUUUUUUCGUGCCCCACCUUGCUCCUGCGGUGCGUGCUACAUACGACUGCGAAACUAUGUCAAACAUUGGUCCAUGUCGUGCCACACCCAAGGGGCAUCACGUUUCGCAGGGUCACCUCAGGGAG
Ectocarpus sp. CCAP 1310/34 is the source of this 2590-nucleotide messenger RNA. Lineage: Eukaryota; Phaeophyceae; Ectocarpales; Ectocarpaceae. The record is from the annotation of a GenBank genome assembly.